This is a messenger RNA of Oxyura jamaicensis (ruddy duck), 2058 nucleotides long. It is a transcript of the gene HOXA1, whose product is annotated as homeobox A1. The coding region runs from base 104 to 1072 and encodes 322 amino acids. Gene Ontology annotation, biological process: regulation of transcription by RNA polymerase II. The record is from RefSeq and is a predicted model, not a curated record. Gene Ontology annotation, cellular component: nucleus. Gene Ontology annotation, molecular function: RNA polymerase II cis-regulatory region sequence-specific DNA binding; DNA-binding transcription factor activity, RNA polymerase II-specific. NCBI's taxonomy places the organism in Eukaryota, Metazoa, Chordata, Aves, Anseriformes, Anatidae. The transcript has 2 exons.
GUCAUUUUCCUCCCGGCCCCAUGGAGGAUGUGGGAAAGUUGGCGCGGCCCCGCUGGCCGCUGAAGACCCGGUGGCGGCGUGACAGCAGCGGGACGCGGCGAGGAUGAGCUCCUUCCUCGAGUACCCCGUCCUCGGCGGCGAGGCGGGGGCCUGCGCCGCCCGCGCCUACCACCCCGAGCACGGGAUUACAACUUUCCAGCCCUGCGCCGUCAGCGCCGGCAGCUGCAGCGGGGAGGACCGCUUCCUCGUGGGCCGCGGCGUGCCCAUCAGCCCCCACCGCCACCACCACCCCCCGGGCCAGCCCGCCGCCUACCAGCACCACGGCGGCCUGGGGGUGUCCUACGCGCACCCCGGCUGCGCCCCGACGUACGGCUCGCAGGGCUUCGGCGCCGCCUACGGCCCCUACCCGCUGGGGCAGGACGCGGAGCUGGCCGCCGGCUUCCCCCCCUGCGCCCCCGCCGUGUACUCGGGCAGCCUCUCGUCCUCCGCCGCCGCGCAGCACCCGCAUCAGGGCUACGCGGGGGCGCCCGCCCAGUUCGUGCCCCCCGCCUACGGGCAGGAGCAGCAGAGCCUGCCCCUGGGCACCUAUAACCAUGCCCUGUCCCCCCUCCACGCCGGCCACCAGCAGGAAAACUCCCGCUCCCCCUCCGCCGAGACCUCGCCACCGGCGCAGACCUUCGACUGGAUGAAAGUUAAAAGAAACCCACCCAAAACAGGCAAGGCUGGUGAGUACGGCUUCGUGGGGCAGCCCAACACCGUCCGGACCAACUUCACCACCAAGCAGCUCACCGAGCUGGAGAAGGAGUUUCAUUUCAACAAGUACCUGACCAGGGCCAGGAGGGUGGAAAUCGCCGCCUCCCUACAGCUCAACGAGACGCAGGUGAAGAUCUGGUUCCAGAACCGGAGGAUGAAGCAGAAGAAGAGGGAGAAAGAGGGGCUGUUGCCCAUCUCCCCCGCCACCCCCACGGGCUGCGAGGAGAAGGCGGAGGAGUCCUCGGAUAAGUCCUGCUCGUCGCCCUGCAGCGCCUCGCCAGCCUCAUCCUCCUCGGACACGCUGCCUGCCUCCAACUGACACCGCCGUGCCCCCGACGGGGCGGCUCGCCCCAAUCUCCCACGGGCUCCCCCAUCUCCCACGGGCUCCCCCAUCUCCCACGGGUGCCCCCAUCUCCCACGGGUGCCCGCGGCUCCCACGGGUGCCCCCCCCCGCCGGGCCCCGGGGUGCCGGCUCGCACCUCUCCUCCCAGAAGUUCUUUUUCGGUCUCCCCCCCCGUCCCUUUUCGCUGGAGGAGCCCCUUACACGCUCAAGGACGGGUCUCUGACCUUCCCCGAGCGACAGGCAGGUUACAUAGGGUACACGACCUCACGAAGAGCUGCACUAUUGCGAGUGUUUACACGACUUACAGGACUUUCAUCCCUUAAUUUAAUGUAUUCUUUGUUCGUGUCUAUGAGUUGGUUGCUUGUAAAUACUUUGUCCGAGAGAUUUAUCUUUUUACAGAUUUUUCUAGAAAUGACGUUUAGAUGAUCAGGUUGAGCAGGGUGAGUGCAUUAGCAGAACCGGAUCCACUUUUAUAUCGGCCAAAAGCCGAUGACUGCAUCAAGCAAACGCGUGAAGCUCGAGCAGAUACCUCAAAGAGUAGCGCUGUUCCUCUCCGUGUGACAAGCAAGGCUUCAAUUGCACUAGGUUUUGUAACCCUUACCCGGUGUGCUUGCCCCCCCGCCCUAAAGCUGUGCCGGGUUAAACCCGCCCGAAGGGUACACCCGUCCGAGAGACCUCACCUCUUCCCAUUUUCGGAUUAUUUAGACUCGAUGUCUUUUCAAACCUUCUCGUGAAUGUGACGAAUGGCCAAAUGAAUGUAUCAUUUCUGUGGUUGGUGUCUGGACCGUUGCAUGACGCCCCGUGCUUUGAUGUACCCCGGGUACACUGAGGUCUAUCAGUUGUCGCGUGUCAGCGACACCUCCCGAUUUUCUGUACAAUCAUCGGAGCUCUGGGAUUGCCCGCUGCUGGAACCCAGGGCAGGAUUUACGGGUCCUUAUAAUGUCUGUAAUAAAUAUAUUCCG